Aspergillus piperis CBS 112811 is the source of this 907-nucleotide messenger RNA. RefSeq lists its product as uncharacterized. Lineage: Eukaryota; Fungi; Ascomycota; Eurotiomycetes; Eurotiales; Aspergillaceae. The transcript has 3 exons. The coding region runs from base 131 to 586 and encodes 151 amino acids. The record is from RefSeq and is a predicted model, not a curated record.
UAUUGUUACAGUCAAAGCGGCAUGCCGAAUAUAACAUCUACGUAUGAUUCAAGAUCAUACGAUGCUGUCUAGGCCUCGGACAUUGCAGGUCAGGCACCCAUGAAACCAACAUUCAAGUGCUUAUUCAUUUAUGUGCAAGGGCCAAGGACUCCGACGGAGCAUGGGUUGGGCCAUACCCAAGCUUACCUUCAGUAUACGUGAAGUCGUUAGCGAUAAACUUUAUAAAGGGGGCAGGCGCAUUCAUAGCCAGCAUAGGUCACUGUCAUGGAGGCAGCUGUUCUCAUAUCACGUGCACCAAUAUUAUCAUUUAGUCCGCCAAUUGAUCUCUUGUCAUGUGGGAGCACGUGGUACAGUCGUUAUUGAAUCUCAAUUCCCGUAUAGGUCAACAUAUAUGAUGUAUCAUUCGAAGCCCACGAUUCGGAGCUCGGAGAUAUUGUGGUCAAGCCUUCUGCCAGGGGUAAUAAAUCCAAGAAUUGCCAAUAAGCGGAUACCGAACUCAUGUCCGUUCGAGAGUGGAGAGACGAGAUUGCCGAUCGCCUCGGGACCUGGACGAACGACAAGCGGUGCGACCAUGAGAAAUUACUAGAUCUCUGGUCGUCAUGAAUUGAGGUACAUAUGGCUGAGAGGGAGAAUUUGAAAGAUUCUGGUGAGCGAGGCAGGAUAGUCCGGUUUAUAAAGGACCGGCCCUUGAUAAUUCGAGUAUAAUUCAGUAGAAUUUAAAUAAACCACGACCUCCCUAGGGCGCCGCUAUCCGGUAAGGGGAGCUGUCCGCGGGGGCUUCCUUGCCAGCAGAUUUUGAGAGGAAUGUUGGUAGAAAACGGGGAUACACAACACAGGCUUUAAGACAUCCCCUACAUCCUUGGCAAGGAUGCAGACUAUAACAAGUGUCUCCAGAGCAAAUGACGAU